AUGGAUAAGGUGAAAAUUCUGGUUAUUGAGAAACUACUACCACCUACAUCAGUAAAAGGAGUUCGAAGCUUCCUUGGGCGUGCAGGGUUUUACAGGAGGUUUAUAAAGGACUUCUCGAAAAUCACCAAGCCUCUGUGCAACUUGCUAAUGAAAGAGGUAUCUUUUGAGUUUAAUGAGGAAUGUUUGAUAGCAUUCAAUAUGUUGAAGCAAAAACUAACAACAGCGCUUGUGAUUGUGUCACCUGAUUGGGAUUUGCCCUUUGAGCUAAUGUGCGAUGCGAGUGAUCAUUCAGUUGGUGCGUCCAUUCCUCCACCCGAGUAUUCUAGCCAUCAAAGAAAGAAGUUUUUCGUAGAGUUGAAGUAUUACUUUUGGGAGGAUCCCAUUCUCUACAGAAGAGGCGCAGAUCAGAUAGUCAGAAGAUGCAUUCCUGAAGAUGAAGUAUCGAAAAUUCUAGCGCAUUGUCACUCUUCUGCAUAUGCUGGGCAUUUUGGAGCUUCAAAGAUUGCUGUAAAGAUCCUACACUCGGGUUUCUAUUGGCCUACUUUAUUCAGAGACACAUUCGAGUACGUGAAGAGAUACUUUGUGGGACCUUUUUCCCCAUCGUACUCAAAUCAAUACAUCUUGGUGGUCAUUGACUAUGUCUCUAAGUGGGUGGAAGCUAUUGCAUUACCUACCAAUGACGCAAAAGUGCCGUUGAACAAAUAUGGGGUGAAACAUAAAGUAGAAACUCCAUAUCAUCCACAAAUCAAUGGGCAAGUUGAAGUUUCGAACAGGCAGUUAAAGAGAAUACUGGAAGUUACAGUGAACUCAUCCCGAAAAGAUUAG
Molecule: messenger RNA, 825 nt
Organism: Olea europaea var. sylvestris
Lineage: Eukaryota; Viridiplantae; Streptophyta; Magnoliopsida; Lamiales; Oleaceae
Exons: 4
Coding region: 1-825 (274 amino acids)
Molecular function (GO): nucleic acid binding
Source: RefSeq, a predicted model, not a curated record